Messenger RNA from Amaranthus tricolor (Joseph's coat), 1145 nucleotides. Its product is annotated as protein SYM1. The transcript is spliced from 3 exons. The record is from RefSeq and is a predicted model, not a curated record. Bases 248 to 898 code for a protein of 216 amino acids. NCBI's taxonomy places the organism in Eukaryota, Viridiplantae, Streptophyta, Magnoliopsida, Caryophyllales, Amaranthaceae. Gene Ontology annotation, cellular component: membrane; cytoplasm.
GAAGUUUCAACCAAGAGACAAAAAAAAACUUGGAAGAUCUGAAUUUUCCAACAAUUUUUAUGACUCAUACCGUGUACAAUUAUUCACUUUUCAAAUAUUAGAAUAUAAAAAUUUCCAUUUUAGCAUUUCAAUGUUUAACUGCUUGUAUACCCAACAUUCAACAAUAGAGAAAAUCAUCUGGGUCUCAAUUUUUUUCUUCUAACCCUCUUAAAAAUUCUUGAAUCCUUGUUUCGACAUCAGGGAAAAAAUGUUGAGAUUAUGGAGAUGGUAUCAAAAUUGUUUAGCAGUACACCCAGUCAAAACCCAAAUGAUUAGUUCUGGUGUUCUUUGGGGAGUUGGGGAUAUUACUGCUCAGAGUAUUACCUACUCCAUGGCCAAGAAAAAACUCCAAGUUUCUGAAAAGGGCAAGCAAUUGCAAAUCAACUGGAAAAGGGUUGCUGCCACAAGCUUAUUUGGCCUUGGGUUUGUUGGACCAGUUGGUCACUUCUGGUAUGAAGGCCUAGACCGUUUCUUGAAAUUACGAAUGAGGAUGCAACAAAAUUCCGCUCGGUUUGUUGGCUCUAAAGUUGCACUUGACGGGAUUAUCUUUGGGCCUGUGGAUUUACUAGUGUUCUUCACUUAUAUGGGCUUUUGUAACGGAAAAAGCGCUCCUCAAGUCAAGGAAGACGUGAAAAGAGACUUCAUCCCAGCCUUAGCCUUAGAAGGUGGCAUAUGGCCAAUCCUUCAGGUUGCUAACUUUCGAUAUGUACCCGUGAGGUAUCAACUUCUUUACGUCAAUGUCUUCUGCUUAAUCGAUAGCUGUUUCUUGUCGUGGAUUGAACAACAAGAGGACGCAGCAUGGAAACAUUGGUUUAAACAGAUUCUUCAUCUCGAGGGCCAAAAGGACAAAGGCGGAUGAUUCAUUUCUUUCUUCAAGAAGUUUAUCGAAGAGUCUUGGAAUGCCCGUAUGUGGGUUUUUGGUAUCGGAAUCCCUUCCAUUCUGAUCGAAACGAUUGCAAUCGGUCUUUAUACGAACGAAACAAAACUGUUAAUGAUUCUUUGUCUCGCUGACAUGAAACCGUAGCUUGUUGUAAACAAUAUGCUGAAGUUGUUGUUGAACCUACAUUGCCAUUUGCCAAUAUAUAGAAUGAAUUUGUUUCAUGAUC